This is a messenger RNA of Aspergillus alliaceus, 309 nucleotides long. RefSeq lists its product as uncharacterized. Bases 1 to 309 code for a protein of 102 amino acids. The record is from RefSeq and is a predicted model, not a curated record. The transcript is spliced from 3 exons. NCBI's taxonomy places the organism in Eukaryota, Fungi, Ascomycota, Eurotiomycetes, Eurotiales, Aspergillaceae.
AUGCGCGUCUCCUCUCUUAUUGCCGCUUCUACAAUUGCGCUUUUGGCAAGCCCCAGCUUGGCAGACCAACCUAUCGCAUCGGUCGGAAUAUGGACUUACCGCUUGGAUGGGCAUCUUGUUAGAGGUGAUGAAUGUGUAACUGUCGACGAGAUAUUUACGCACCAACCUGUGCGCCGUGUAGAUAUUAAGCCAGUUAUAUCUGGUACUGAAAUCAGAUGUACCUUCUAUAAGUACGAUGUGCCCCCUUCUAAAUGUCUCGAAAAGCUCCAGCUAAAACGAAGCAAGGAACCCCGUCUGCCAUUCAGAUAA